AUGGCGUCAUCGCAAGACGCUUGGUACCUGUCGCUGUUGGGGCUGGCAGAAAACUUCCGAACGUCAAAUCGCAUCAAGAUGUGCAUCCAGUGCUUACAAGCAGUGUUCAGUUUCAAACCUCCGCCAAGGGUCGAGGCCCGGACCCAUCUUCAGCUGGGCAACAUACUUCUGCAGUACACGAAGAACACGGACCUGGCUCGGACGCACCUCGAACAAGCGUGGUUGCUGUCGCAGUCCAUCAACGCGUUCGACGACGUCAAAUUUGAGGCAGCUAGUGUUGUGGCCGAACUCUAUCAGCAACAGAAUCAAUCAAAUCUAGCCAAGCCCAUUUUAAGGAAAGCUGUCGAAUUAUCACAGCACAACAUCUACUGGCACUGUAGACUUAUAUUUCAAUUAGCCCAAAUACAUGCUGUAGAAAAAGAUUACGAAUUGGCCAGCAGCUUACUUGGCGUCGGUGUUGAUUACGCUCACAUAUCAUCAGCAGCUUAUACCCGAGUACUUUUUCUGCUCAGUAGAUGCAUGUUACUGCUUAUCGACAAAAAGAUUACAGAAGUUUCUCCAUUAUUAACCCAAGCGGGAUAUUUAGUUGAUAACUGGCAAGCCAGCCAAUAUCAAAAAGAAUAUCUAAAAGUUUUCUUUUUAGUUUUACAAGUAUGUCAUUAUUUAAUGGCUGGACAAGUAAAAAGUGUCAAACCAUGUUUAAAACAGUUACAACAAAGUAUUCUGACAAUCAUGCAGCCUACUUGGCCCUCCGAUGAUGUUGUUUGUGGAUCUAACAUGGGUGAUAUGUUCAUAUGGAUGCCUAAAGAACAAUUAUAUGUUGUAGUUUAUCUAGUAACUGUAAUGCAUAGUAUGCAGGCAGGGUACAUGGAUAAAGCACAAAAGUAUACUGAUAAAGCUUUGGCACAGAUUGAAAAACUAAAAGCUGGUGACAACAAAACGCCAAUAUUGUCAGUCUUCCAGUUAAUGUUGCUUGAAAAUAUGGUUAUGUGUCGACUAGUAACAGGAAAUAAAUCACAAGCAUUACGUGAGAUGUCGCAAGUGUGUAGUAUUUGUCAAAGACAUCCGCGGCUUUUAAACUCUCAUCGUCCUCAACUUCAUAUGCUCAUCGGUUUAUAUGCAAUGAGUAUGAAUUGUAUGGAUGCUGCUGAAAUGCAAUUUACUACUUCAUUAAGGUUGUCACAAGAACGUGAAUUGUGGACAUUUGCAAACCUUAAUUUAGCAAUCGUAUACUUAAGAGGCAAAAGAGAUGUUGAACUAAAUGCUCUUUUAGACCGUAUAAACCCAGAAACUCUAACAUCGCAUUCACAUAGUCUCAGAGCUGCUGCAUACUAUGUUCAAGGUUUACAAUCAUUUUUCCAAGCUCGUUAUAAUGAAGCAAAGAGAUAUUUAAGAGAAACAUUAAAAAUGGCUAAUGCAGAAGAUUUAAAUCGCCUGACAAGUUGUUCCUUAGUUUUGCUUGGCCAUAUAUUUUUAUCAUUAGGUAAUAGUAGAGAGAGUAUGAAUAUGGUUACACCUGCUAUGCAAUUAGCAAGUAAAAUUCCUGAUGUCCAUGUACAACUAUGGGCUUCAGCUAUUCUUAAAGAUUUAUAUAGAAUGUGCAAUGAUCCAGCUAGAGAAAACGAAGCACUUCAGAUGCAUUCAAACUUUUCACAAACAUUACUUAAAGAUCAUUUUCAAUCAUCCGAAAUGCCUGAACAUGCCCUUAUAUCGUGGACAGAUGGACAAUUUCCAAUUCAAUUGAAACCAUUUGUUUCACCACCUCAACAAUCCCAUCUUCAUUUACAACAGCAACAACAACAACAACAACAACAACUACAUAUGCAACAACAGAUGCACCUUCAACAACAAAGUUUACACAUGCAACAACAACACAUGCAAUUGCAGUCUAAACAACAAAACCCUGCAGCUCUUGGACUCCCUUCUUAGCACCUGCCAUAUACCAAUGCGAUCAAAGCACAUACAUUGUGCCAUCGACAUGUCUUAAAAACUGUCAUUAUAAAGAUAUGUUAGUAAAAUUUGUAAUUAUGCACACAAAUGUUUUGUAUUGUGUAAAUAGCUUGAAUGUGAAAAGCUUAUUUAAAUGCUCUUUUACGCUUUAAAUUGUAUUUUCAGUAUAUAUAAACCAUUAGUUUUAUACAUUUAUAAAUGUA
This is a messenger RNA of Melanaphis sacchari, 2153 nucleotides long. RefSeq names its product MAU2 chromatid cohesion factor homolog (gene Mau2). Lineage: Eukaryota; Metazoa; Arthropoda; Insecta; Hemiptera; Aphididae. Gene Ontology annotation, cellular component: SMC loading complex; chromatin. The record is from RefSeq and is a predicted model, not a curated record. The transcript has 10 exons. Gene Ontology annotation, biological process: mitotic sister chromatid cohesion; maintenance of mitotic sister chromatid cohesion. Gene Ontology annotation, molecular function: protein binding; double-stranded DNA binding. Bases 1 to 1929 code for a protein of 642 amino acids.